Molecule: messenger RNA, 1449 nt
Organism: Penicillium griseofulvum
Lineage: Eukaryota; Fungi; Ascomycota; Eurotiomycetes; Eurotiales; Aspergillaceae
Product: MFS transporter
Exons: 7
Coding region: 1-1449 (482 amino acids)
Biological process (GO): transmembrane transport
Molecular function (GO): transmembrane transporter activity
Source: RefSeq, a predicted model, not a curated record
AUGAGGGAUAGCGAGGAAACUCCGUCCGUGAACGGAUCGACAAUAAGCGCAAAAGGAAAUCCCAAACAGGAAGCCGAUGUGGAAAUCGGGCCUGAACUGGGCGAGACAACAAAAGAGGAAAAAGUACAGGACCCCAACAUCGUUGGUUGGGAUGGACCAGAUGAUCCCGAAAAUCCGCUCAACUGGACCACGCGAAGAAAAGUCACGGCAACAUGUUCUAUUGCGCUGAUCACGUUUCUGACUCCUCUUGGAUCAUCUAUGUUCGCCCCCGGUGUAGGUGAACUAGUUAGAGACUUCAAUGUGACCAGUAUCGAACUGUCCUCAUUCGUGGUAUCGGUAUACCUCCUCGGAUACUGUUUCGGUCCUCUCCUCAUUGCACCUCUAUCGGAGCUGUACGGUCGACAGUACGUCUACCAUGUAUGCAAUAUCUUUUACGUGAUUUGGACCAUUGCCUGUGGCUUCGCACCAGAGAUGGGCAGUCUUGUUAUCUUCCGAUUCUUCGCUGGCUUUGCCGGUAGCUGUCCGCUCACUAUUGGCGCCGGGUCCAUAGCAGAUAUGUUCGUACAAGAGCAGAGAGGCGGCGCGAUGGCAGCUUGGGCUCUUGGUCCUUUGGUUGGGCCUGUCGCCGGUCCCGUUGCUGGUGCGUAUCUGGCACAGGCAAAGGGUUGGCGAUGGAGCUUCUAUGUGCUAGCUAUGGCUAGCGGUGCUAUCACCAUCAGCUCAAUGUUAACCAUUCGGGAAUCCCACGCCCAGACUCUCCUGGCUCGGAAGACCAAGAAGCUCCAGAAAGAAACAGGGAAUAUGAACUUGCGCUCCGCCCUCGACACGGGUCGUACACCAAAAGAACUCUUCCUGUUUUCCAUCGUGCGGCCGACGAAGAUGCUCUUCCGCUCCCCGAUUGUUUUCCUUCUUUCGCUUUACGUCGGCGUGAUCUACGGUUACCUAUAUCUGUUGUUCACAACCAUCACCGGCGUGUUUCAACAGCAGUACAAUUUCUCUCAGGGAUCAGUCGGACUCACCUAUCUCGGUUUAGGCGUAGGCUCUUUCGUCGGUCUAGGCAUGCUAGGAGCAACCUCUGACAGACUGCUCACCUACCUAUCUGCCAAGCAUGGUGAGAAAAAGCCCGAGUAUCGCCUUCCGCCUAUGAUCCCUGGGGCCUUCUUUAUUCCCAUCUCGCUUUUUAUGUAUGGAUGGACUGCUUAUUACAAAACCCACUGGAUCGUGCCUAUUAUCGGAACAUCCUUCCUUGGCGUUGGUAUGAUGAUUACCUUCAUGUGCGUGAGUACGUACUUGGUAGAUGCAUUCACAGAAUACGCCGCUUCCGCCAUGGCGGCUAACACUGUAUUCCGUUCACUGGCCGGCGCCAUGCUCCCACUUGCCGGCCCGAAGAUGUACGCUGUGCUUGGGCUUGGGUGGGACAUCGGAGAUGUUGAAGAUAAAUCCGAUUGA